GGAAAGUGGGCUGUGUGUUUUGUGGUGCGGUCGCGAAGCUCCGGCGGCCGGACCGUCUCCGCAACCUCACCUCAUCACACGUUCAGGAUCGCCUCUCACCGUCUUUAUGACAAAGGUGCUUCUAGUCGGCAUUGGACGGUCACCUGUGAGACAGACUGCCUGAAAGCUCAUUUCCUUGAUUCACAGAUCCCACUAGAGAGGGCCAACUCAUCCCGCCAACUCCUUAUCUCACAUCUUCAAACCGACAUCCAACACGACGCACAUCAACCCGGAUCUAUCUCAUCCUCCCCUCAUCUCAAACAAUGGACAUCAAUCAAGCUCCCGUACCAGACAUCCCAUCCAGCCCGCCUCCACCCUUACAGGACGAAGAAGCCCACCUGAAAGCACGCACCUCGGACUCCAAAUUCUGGCUCGACUUCUCCCUCUUUGACGACGGCCUCGACGCCCGGCGCGCAGAGUCCCUCACAACCCUCUCGCACUUCCACCGCUUCCCGGACCUGCCACCAGAGAUCCGCCUCAAGAUAUGGUCCUACCUCAUCGCCCCCCGCGUCGUGACGGCCUGCUGCUUCGAGCGCGACGCGAGGCUGCCCGCCCGGCGUGAGGCGUUUGCGAAGCGCUCUCUCGCAGCACCAGGAGGAGGAAACGAAGAAGCAGAGACAAAGACCAAAGACGACCAGGAGAAACUCGUCUUCAACCCAACAUGCCCCCUCAUCCUCCUCAUCAGCCGCGAAUCCCGCGCCCUCGGCCUAAAACACUACGAACUCGCCUUUGGCUGGCGCAUCUCGGCCCUCCUCUCCGACACCCCCAUCGCCCGCCCCCCGCGCGUCUGGUUCAACUUCCGCCUCGAUGCCCUCUACCUCGCCGGCGAGCUCGAGGCCUACGACCAGUACGGCUUCAACAGCCCCAUGGUGUACUUCUUGCGCAAAGAGGACACGAGGCGCGUGCGGCACGUCGCCUGCGCCUUCGAGGAGCUGCACUAUCCCGAGCAGGAGUCGGAUCAGAUCUUUGGGUGUCUGUGGCACGUUGUCGAUCGGUUCGCGGCCGCGAAGCGGUUGAUGGUUGCUGUUACGCCCGGGGACGAGGAAGGGAUGAAGGGGUGUCUUAUGUUGAGUCCGGAUAAUAUUAUGCAAAAGAUUUGGAACGGGUGGAUUUUGGGGACGACGGUGACGAGUUCUAGUUUGGCGGAUACGCAGAUUCUGAUGGUGCGGGAGGGUGAUUUGGCGGAUGUGAUGGCGUGUCAUGCUGAGGAGGACGAGGAGAAGAGUGGCAAGAUGUCUGUUGCGAGGGUGGGCACCUAG
Molecule: messenger RNA, 1298 nt
Organism: Colletotrichum godetiae
Lineage: Eukaryota; Fungi; Ascomycota; Sordariomycetes; Glomerellales; Glomerellaceae
Exons: 2
Coding region: 303-1298 (331 amino acids)
Source: RefSeq, a predicted model, not a curated record